This is a messenger RNA of Vombatus ursinus (common wombat), 3508 nucleotides long. It is a transcript of the gene ZBTB25, whose product is annotated as zinc finger and BTB domain containing 25. NCBI's taxonomy places the organism in Eukaryota, Metazoa, Chordata, Mammalia, Diprotodontia, Vombatidae. Gene Ontology annotation, biological process: regulation of transcription by RNA polymerase II. The transcript is spliced from 4 exons. The coding region runs from base 142 to 1314 and encodes 390 amino acids. The record is from RefSeq and is a predicted model, not a curated record. Gene Ontology annotation, molecular function: DNA-binding transcription factor activity, RNA polymerase II-specific; RNA polymerase II cis-regulatory region sequence-specific DNA binding; protein binding. Gene Ontology annotation, cellular component: nucleus.
UAAGGGAUGCACCUCCAUAGCCCUUUUGGGUUUCUCCGUUCCGGUUGCAGACUCCGGGCGUGAGCCGCUCCGCGGAGGCUUGCAAGCUUCCAGCACCCGUCGCGAGACCGAUGCAAGUAGCUCCGGGAAGAGGGAACCGCCAUGGAUACUGCUAGUCAUAGCCUUGUCCUCCUGCAGCAGUUGAACAUGCAGAGGGAAUUUGGUUUUCUCUGUGAUUGCACAGUCGCCAUUGGAGAUGUUUACUUCAAAGCUCAUCGAGCCGUGCUUGCUGCUUUUUCUAACUAUUUCAAAAUGAUAUUUAUUCACCAGACUAGUGAGUGCAUAAAAAUACAACCAACUGACAUCCAGCCUGAUAUAUUCAGCUAUUUGUUGCACAUUAUGUACACUGGGAAAGGGCCAAAGCAAACUGUGGAUCAUGGCCGUUUGGAAGAAGGGAUUCGAUUUCUUCAUGCAGAUUACCUUUCUCACAUUGCCACAGAAAUGAACCAAGUAUUUUCUCCAGAGACUGUGCAGUCUUCAAAUUUGUAUGGGAUUCAGAUCUCAACCACACAAAAAACCACAGCCAAGGAAGGGCUGGAGAUGAAAGAAAACCCUUCCAAUAGCAAUGGAAACAGAAGUGUUGCCCAGGGUGACCACCCACAGUUACAACUCUCUCUUGCUAUUGGGCUAGAUGAUGGCACUCCAGACCAGCAGAUAUCUCAUGCUUCUUCCCAGUCAAUGGAGGAGCUCCAGAAGCCGCCAGUGUCUAUCAAGCAAGAACGGUGUGACCCUGAAUCUGUUGUCUCUCAGAGCCAUCCCUCACCUUCUUCAGAGGUAACAGGCCCUACUUUCACUGAAAGUGGCAUCAAAGUUCAUUUGUGCCAUUACUGUGGGGAACGCUUUGAUUCACGUAGUAACUUACGAGAACAUCUCCACACUCACGUGUCUGGGUCUCUUCCUUUUGGUGUCCCAGCCUCCAUCCUGGAGAGUAAUGAUCUUGGGGAGGUACAUCCCAUCGGUGAAAGCAGUGAGGCUCUCAGUGAAUGCCACCGGCUCAGCACCUUCCUUGUCAAAGAAAAUGAGCAGCAGCCUGACCACCCAAACCGGGGCACCAUGGAACCAUUACAGAUCAGUCAGCUGUCCUUGAUCUCCAAAGACACAGAACCUGUGGAGUUAAACUGUAACUUUUCUUUCUCCAGAAAAAGAAAAAUCAGCUGUACUCUCUGUGGUCAUAAGUUUCUCCGGAAGAGCCAGUUGCUGGAACACAUGUACACACAUAAAGGAAGUGGAAAAGCACUACUAACUCCAUUUUACAGAAAAAACCCCAAAACCUGAAUCCCAGAGGUCAAGUGGUGGUGGUGUGGGGACUGAACCCAACCUUCAUUUGUUCAUUUAUUCAUACAUACAUACAUACAUACAUAUAUACGUACACACAUUCAUUCAUUUGUUUAGCACACUUUUGUUAAAGCUCCUUCUGUGUGCUUAACAUGAUGUGCUAAGUCUGGUGUUAUUAUAAUAGACACAAAGACUGGCCAAGAAAGAUGUUUAAAAAAAUCAGUGAAAUAAUUUGGGACUUCAUUUUGUAUUCUUCCACAUAGGGGUGCAAUAUCAACCUACUUCACAGGGAUGCCGUGUGAAUCAAUUCAGUAAUGAAUUUUGAGUUCUUCAAAAUACAUAGCGCUGUAUAAGCUGGGUUUUUUGGCCUAUAAUUCAUUGAUAUAAGAAACUCCACUGAAUUCAGAUCAGUAACUUGUCUGUGACUUACUUAGAGCCUUUGAGGGUUGUCCAUGGUCAUAGACAAUAAACGUCAGAAUUCAGGCUUAAACCUGGAUCUGCCUAACUCCGAGGCUUUCUGACUGUCCAUUCUGCUACUCUGGUAAUAAGCAUUAUCACAUUAUUAAACAAAGACAAUACACAGAUGUCCCUUAUGAAUCAUCUUUAGAAAUCUCCCCUGUCACUUUCCAGACCUUAAGUAUAGUGGGUUCCUUGUCUUACAUUUACCAUCUGCUAGCUCAAAUGUGACAGCUGCGGACCCAAGCAGAUUACAGAAAACGCUGUACUUUUCAAAGAUGUUGGUUAUGAUGUAACAGUAUUUAAAAAAAAAAUCAGGUAGACCGUGUCUGAUUGUUGUUAUGGAUUUUGUCAGUGUCCAGAGAAAGUUAAUUUCAUCUACCUUACAAGGAGACUGAGAACUUUCUGAUUUAUAAUUGUCCAGAUUAUUAUUUCUUGCCUUGGUCUUCUGUUUUCCUGUCCUUAAAAAUUAGCAGAGAAAUGCCUACUUCAUGGGUGUUGUGAGGGUUGAUGUCUGAAACUGUUGGAGUGCUCAGUAUUGCUAGUCCCACGUGCAAGGAGACCUUUGCUGUUGUUUUCCUCUAUUCUUUAGCUAAACAUGGAACUUCAGUAUUUCAGGCCUCAGAAACAUGGAAAUUCUCUAGCCUGAGAAAGGCUUUGUCUUAGGAGGCAUCAGGGUUGAGGAGUUAAUACCUAAAAUCUGAGACUUAGGAUAUGAUAUCGUAUGAAUGUGAACUUUAAACAUGUACUCUAGCAUCACUAAAAACCAGCUAAUUUCAGCUUCGUACCCUGCAAAAACACAUUGAACCAUAAGGGGAAAGCCCUUUGUUUUUAGAUAAUGCAAACAGAAAAGGAAAAAGAGGGUAAUGAAACCUAUCAGUUCAUGUCCUUUUUUAUCCAUGCUAUUGGAAGCAAGACCUCAACCAAGGUUAAAGGAAAUAAAUAAUAGUCUUGAGAUGGGACAAUUUCAUUAUAAAAAAGCCUUUUUGCUUAGGCAAGUUUUUAAUCUUGAAACUGAAGACUGAGUGUCAUUUUUGGUAGUAAUUUAGAUUAAAAUACAGGCUGUGUGAAGAGUACAAAAAACCCCCACCUAGUUUAGUCUUUGCGUCUUUGUAUAUAAAUGUAGCUGCAUUGUAUUUUCUUAUGACCAUUGACUUUAAAAUUCUUCAUGCCAAAAUCCAUGAUUAUUCUGUGACAUGUUGGACUUUCAGGGGAAAUUGUGGUGAGGUUAUCUACCUUUUUCCCCAGCCCACCUUUCCCAAGACGGAAUCUUUUAAGUAGAAAAGCCAAGCCCGUGAUUUUUCAAGGCUUGAAGGAGCCAAUCCAUUGUGCUUUAACUCAGUAUGUGUCUAUGACGCACCUUGCACCCUAGGCUGAUGCUCAUCCUGCUACAUUUUUUCCCUAUUACUGACUUGUCUCUGUUGUGUGCCUACUGUUUUGUCAGGUAGAUAAAAUAUCAACUGGAAGCAUUUUAAAAAAUACUUGGAUUGCAAAACUUGCAUAGUUUAAAAAGCCCCCGUAAGAGAACUUUCAAGGGACAGGUAAUGCACAGAAAAUAGAGCAGACCAAUACCAAUAAUAAAUACACUGUGUUAUUGCAUGACAAAGUUAUGCAGCUCAAUUUAUAAUGAAUUUAAAAUGUUUAGAAUACCUGUUCCUUUAAAAAUAAAACUGUCAUCUUUUGAUUGGAAUAAAGCGAUUGCAUUUUCAUGUAUUUUAUCAAGAAAAAAAUAAAUUAG